This is a messenger RNA of Jaculus jaculus (lesser Egyptian jerboa), 3055 nucleotides long. Its product is annotated as centrosomal protein CCDC61-like. The transcript has 11 exons. Gene Ontology annotation, cellular component: centrosome. NCBI's taxonomy places the organism in Eukaryota, Metazoa, Chordata, Mammalia, Rodentia, Dipodidae. The record is from RefSeq and is a predicted model, not a curated record. Bases 219 to 1028 code for a protein of 269 amino acids. Gene Ontology annotation, molecular function: ubiquitin-like modifier activating enzyme activity.
UGCGGCUCGCCCGGCGCCACGGUGGAGAAGGAGGAGGCCGGCGGCGGCAUCAGCGAGGAGGAGGCGGCGCAGUAUGACCGGCAGAUCCGCCUGUGGGGCCUGGAGGCUCAGAAGCGGUAUCUCCAGAAGGUGCUGGAGCUCAGUUCCUGAUUCGUACUGGGUCUGUUGGCCGAAAUAGAGCUGAAGCCUCCUUGGAGCGAGCGCAGAAUCUCAACCCCAUGGUGGAUGUGAAGGUGGACACUGGGGACAUAGAGAAGAAGCCCGAGUCAUUCUUCACUCAGUUUGACGCAGUGUGCCUGACUUCCUGCUCCAGGGAUGUUAUAGUGAAAGUCGACCAGAUCUGUCACAAAAACAGCAUCAAGUUUUUCACCGGCGAUGUCUUUGGAUACCAUGGGUACACCUUUGCCAAUCUUGGAGAGCAUGAGUUUGUAGAGGUCCCUGGCCAUGGACAGCCCACUGGCUUGCAGGUGGACUACGUCUUCCGGGGUGUGGAGCACGUGGUGCGGGUGGUGGUUUCCGGGCAGGCCCUGGAGUUGGAAGUGGAGGACCGGAUGACGGCCGACCAGUGGCGGGGUGAAUUCGAUGCCAGCUUCAUCGAAGACCUGACUCACAAGACGGGGAACUUCAAGCAGUUCAACAUCUUCUGUAACAUGUUGGAGUCAGCCCUCACCCAGAGCAGCGAGUCCGUCACCCUCGACCUGUUGACCUACACAGACCUGGAGUCCCUGCGGAGCCGCAAGUUGGGGGGCCGUCCGGGUGCCUUGGCCCCCAGGUCCGCCCAGCUCAACUCCAAGCGCUACCUGAUCCUCAUCUACUCAGUGGAGUUUGACAGGAUUCACUACCCGCUGCCCCUCCCGUACCAGGGCAAACCAGACCCCGUGGUCCUGCAGGGCAUCAUCCGCACACUGAAGGAGGAGCUGGGCCGCCUGCGGGGGCUGGACCGUGGCCAGAACCCCCGAGACACGAGGGAGACAGAGAUUUGGCACCUGCGGGAGCAGACGGGACCACGGACUACAGAGCUGGCUUGAGCUCCCUCAGUGACGAGAUCCUACAGCUCAGCUCAGCUGGCCUUGAGCUAUUAGACUUCCGGCCUCUGGGUGUAAGCACCACCAUGACCACCUCCAGCCGGCCUCCAUACAGAGAGCCCACAGGAGAAAAACUGUCCCCGAGGUGGCAAUCCAGUCAGCCCCUCGCCCUGGAGCGGGUCCAGCCCGAAAUCCACUCCCCAGGAACGCCCCAGUCAUCAGAGGCGCCUGGCCAGUUCUGGAGGCUGGGUCCCUAUGAAAGAGUGCAGCUCCGACUACCGGGGCGCCGACAUGGCCGACAUAGACGCCCGCCUGAAGGCCUUGCAGGAGUACAUGAACCGGCUGGACACGCAGUCGUGACCUCGGAGAGGUGGCACCUCCACUUGUGGGUGUGGUGGGGGCAGGUCCCCACCCAUGCCCAGCUCCUCGGGCUCCUGAGGUCCCUCAGCUGCAAGUCCCUGCCACUGGCUGUCGGGUUCUCAGGGCCACCAGAAGCCAGAACUCCACGGGUGUCCUCUGCUUGCUGAGACCAGGGCCACCCCACCGCCCAGUGUGUGUCCUCUGGAAACCUGAUGUCACAUGACCUGUGCACAGGAGAGCGUGGCAAGCUCAGAGCUCUGAAGACCCAGGGCAGCGGGGACAGGAGGAAGGGGGUCACUGCUGAGGCCUGCGCACCCCUGAGAGCGGAUCAAGUUUGAACUCCUCCCCUCAUGUCAGACUCCUGGCGGCCCUCAGCCCGGAGGUGCAGCGAGCUGAGCCCCUCGGCAUCGGGACCACUGACCAGCCAGAGCAGCUGGUCUCGGGCAGCAGCAGGCAGCGGCCCAGGAGCUGGGGCCACUGGGCAGGUCAAUGGCCACUCAGGAGGCCUGGGCAGUCCGGGAGUCAAGGAGCCAGCCGGGCCCAUGUUCAGUGCCUUGCUCAGCCCACACCGGCUGGGUUGCGCCUGGAGCCCUAAGUCCACCAGGCUCCCUGGAGUCACAGUGGGGAUAAAGGGACUCCCCAAGAGAGCUUUCCCCUCCCAAGAAUGUGCUUAGAAGAGAACAUUGUUUUCUUACUCUUCCUUAGUAAAUAGUCUGUCACUUAAAUGCUCAGUGAACAGGGCCAUUCUUCAGUGUAGUCAAGCAUUUAGAGACAAAUAGCUUCUAAAACUUUAAACGUGAGAAAAAUACAUACUUUGACAAUUAUAUUCUUAGGGAAAGAGUAUACUGUACACACAUUCAUAAUCUAUUAAGUGUAAUCAUGAGCUGAUUUAAAGUAAGCACACUUGUGGGAGCUGUAGAGAAGGCUUAGUGGUUAAGGCACUUGCUGGCAGAGCCAGAGGACCGAGGUUCGAUCCCCCAGUACCUGGGUAAGCCAGCUACACUAGCCGUCCAUUGGCUAGAGGCCCUGGCAUGCCCGUUUUCUCUCUGUCUACCUGCCUGUUUCUCUAAUAAAUAAACCAGACAAUAAGCACACUAGUCUAGUAGCAGCUGGCCGAUGUCACAAUGUGCAUUGUGAGGUCCCUGAAAGCUCUAUGACAUAUCUGAGAUAUCUGCUCCCCUCAGUGCUGUUUGGGCCAGUGGGAGACUUGGUGAUUCACCAGACGCUCACACGUAGCAGUCAGUGCUAGUUUUCGCGAAUACUUGACUAUGGGAAAUUUUUUCAGUUUUGGAGGUGAGUUCACACUGUCUUUGGGUGCUUUCCCUUUAAGUAGACUGGACUGUGUCUUUCAAAUACUUUGUUUAAACAUUUCUUCUGGCUCACAUGGUGAUAGUUCCAUUUUAUACUGUGAUUUAUUCCUUUAUCGUUGUACUUUUAUUCACUAAAUUACGUGUACAUUAUUUCUAAUACUGUGAAAGGGCUUAAGUGUGUGUAUUUUGUGUUAAUGAACUAAAAACACUCAGUUGAUGAACAAGAAUGUAAAGAUUCGCUCUUGAUUUAUACUGAUGUGUGAUACGUACAUAGUUUCAAUGACCAAUGAGAUUGGUUUUCAGAUAAUUGUGAAUAUCUGCAUGUCUGUACUUGAAGCUUUAAUAAAAGAGUUGUUAGUG